This is a messenger RNA of Lachancea nothofagi CBS 11611, 1458 nucleotides long. The record is from the annotation of a GenBank genome assembly. Lineage: Eukaryota; Fungi; Ascomycota; Saccharomycetes; Saccharomycetales; Saccharomycetaceae.
AUGGGAAAUACGCACAGUCGAGGAACUAUGUCGGAAAAUAUCAAGGAUGUUUCGAUGGUAGACGUUAGCAGUGCCGAGGAGGCCGACAGAAGAGGUUCUCAAAGGGCCAUAGUGCAGAGCUUUUCCAAAUUGGAUAUCGGCGACCAUGCAAGUACUGGAGCGCCCUUGCUGCGCAGAAGAUCAACUUUGAUUUUUGACGACGACGACGAUGCCCCUAGACACGAGGAAAACGUAGGCGACUCGUCGGAACUGAACGAUUUUGGAGGCCCUUCCUCGGAGUCUUCCUCUUCAGCGUCUGUUUUCAACCAACAACAACAACUGCAACUGCAACAAGACCAGGAAAAGCUGAUGCUUUCGGACCACCACCAGCAGCAGCAGCAGCAGCAGCAGCAGCAACAACAGCAACAACAGCAACAAGUUGGGUCAAAAAGUGGGAGCGAAACACCAACUGGAGAGACACCAGCUGGCCAAACGCCCAAAAGUGUGGUACCCGUAGAAAUAACGUGGCAACAGGGUGGAUCCAAGGUUUACGUUACUGGUUCUUUCACGGGCUGGCGGAAAAUGAUAGGGCUGGUGCCGGUACCAGACCAAGCGGGAGUUUUCCACAUCAAGCUACAGUUACCUCCAGGAACGCAUCGUUUUCGGUUUAUUGUCGAUAAUGAGCUGCGAUUCAGUGAUUAUAUGCCAACGGCUACUGACCAAAUGGGAAACUUCGUGAACUAUCUGGAAAUCGCGUCGCCACAUGAGUCGCAGGAUCAAGUACCAGAGAUGCGUGAAUCGCAACAAGACAACCAGCUGCAGGAUCAACAGCAAAAUGCAGCGCUACAGCAGCAACAAGAACAACAACAAUUGCAGCUGCAAUUGCAACAACAUCAACUGGCCCAGCAGCAACAGCAACAACAGCAACAACAACAAUUGCAUCAAAUACAGCAACCACGGCAUCAGAAACCACAACCAAUUGAACAACUUGACAAGAAACAGGAUCGGAAGCAAGCAAAAUCUGAGCCUCUGAGCGCGCGCUCAAAAUUAGCUUUGCAAAUCGAAGAAGAACCGGAUGAUAUGGGUGAUGGAUACAGUAGGUUCCAUGGUGGUCAGGAAGCCUCACCUGACUACAGCUUCACUACAGAUAUUCCUGCCGUGUUUACCGAUCCCUCAGUGAUGGAACAGUACUAUCUCACUUUAGACCAACAGCAAGGAAAUCAACAGAACAUGGCGUGGUUGACUCCACCACAACUUCCUCCACAUCUCGAGAACGUCAUAUUGAACAGCUACUCAAACAGCUCAGAACAGGGAGAUUCUGGUAGCGAAAACAACUCUGGCGCGUUGCCAAUCCCAAACCACGUCGUGCUGAAUCAUCUCGCCACUAGUAGUAUCAAGCACAACACUCUAUGUGUUGCCAGCAUCGUCCGAUACAAACGCAAGUACGCUACUCAAAUGCUAUACUCUCCACUACAAUAG